Molecule: messenger RNA, 1123 nt
Organism: Prunus avium (sweet cherry)
Lineage: Eukaryota; Viridiplantae; Streptophyta; Magnoliopsida; Rosales; Rosaceae
Product: LOB domain-containing protein 38-like
Biological process (GO): regulation of gene expression
Source: RefSeq, a predicted model, not a curated record
CAUUCCACUCCCUCUAUCUCUAGUCUAGUGUUGUUUCCACAAUCAAAAGCAACGAAUCCAACGGUGGAGAACAUCCUGCGCGGAAACACGGAGCCGCUCUCGCCCAACUCCUUGGAAUCUCCUCAUCUCUCUCUCUCUCUCUCUCACCACACCCAAUUCCCUAGUUAAAACUCUCAACCCACGCACUCUGCUAUCUCUCUUUCUUCUCUCUCUUCAAGUCCCUAGUUUUCAAUUUAUAUAACACCCUCCUCAGCCCUCUUUGGCCAGCUUAGCUUAAUUUCCUGCUCUCUCUCUCCCCCAUCUCUCUACCUUUCUUGGGCGCAAAGAAAUCCCACUCCUCCUUCAACCUCAACCUGCUCUCAUUCAUGUAAUUCAAUCUCCCACUUCACACUGACUGAUAUUUCACAAACCAAACCCUCUUCAUAAAACCAUGAGCUGCAACGGAUGCCGAGUUCUCCGAAAGGGCUGCAGCGAAUCCUGCAUGCUCCGCCCUUGCCUCCAGUGGAUCGAAACCCCCGAAGCCCAAGGCCACGCCACCGUCUUCGUCGCCAAGUUCUUCGGCCGCGCCGGCCUCAUGUCCUUCAUCUCCGCCGUCCCCGAUUCUCAGCGCCCCGUUUUGUUCCAGUCUCUGUUGUUUGAAGCCUGCGGCCGUACGGUCAACCCGGUCAACGGCGCCGUGGGGCUGCUCUGGACCGGCAACUGGCACGUGUGCCAGGCUGCGGUCGAGACCGUGCUCCGCGGCGGCACGCUGCGGCCGAUACCAGAGCUCCUCGGCUGCGGCUCGACUCCCGACGAAGCCUCCGACGCCGACGGCGGCGUCGUCAACAACUGUACGGACAUGUGGAGGCUCCGAGAUCCGAGCCACAACUCCGGUUCUUCGUCCCGGUUCACCAGCUCCCGGUCCGCCAAGGCUUCCUCUCCGAAACGCAAGCGAUCCGCCGACGACGAGUCGCCCACGAAGGUGCUUCAGCUCCAGCACCAUGCGGAUCUGGAUCUGCGGUUGACUCCGAGCCUGACUUUCAAACCGAAGCCCAAACCCGAGACCCGACGAGCGCUACGAAAAACCCUAGAAGUAGCAGUUUCAACUCUCAAGGUGAUAUAUCCAUCAAUGCCAAGGUUAUGA